Messenger RNA from Nannochloropsis gaditana CCMP526, 377 nucleotides. RefSeq names its product protein kinase. The transcript has a single exon. The annotation marks the transcript as partial. The record is from RefSeq and is a predicted model, not a curated record.
GGGAAGGAGGGCGGGACCGGAGGGGGAAGGAGGGCCCAGACAUCUGUGUUGGAGAGCAUCGAGCUCGGCUUGAUGGCGCUGGAGAAGCAGUUGCUGCCGCUGGGCAAAAGGACCCAAAAAACCGGAGACCUCGGCGGCAGGGAUGCUGCUCCGGUUUUGCCUCCUCCCUCCCCGUCGCCGUCCAACCCCUCCUCCCCACCUUCCUUCGUCAUCCAUUUCCAGCGCUUCGCCCUCGGGCACGUGGCCCUAUUUUUCCCCACCCCGGCGGGCGACUACCUGGCUUUCAACGUGGGCUGCCCGCACUACUACCUUUCGGAGGACGCCAAGGCUUGGAUAGGGAGGGACCGGCAUUUUCGGAAGUACUACGUGCUGGGCAG